AUGUACAAACAUUCAUCUACAAUAUAUCCAUUGUUGAAAAUGUGUCCCACAACCAUUUGCCGAAAUUACAACCAUCCAUUUACUCCAUAUGACAUUCAGGUGCAGCUUAUGGAUGCCAUUUACGAUACUAUUGAGAAUGGUUACAAAGUUGGCCUAUUUGAAAGCCCAACUGGAACGGGGAAGACUUUAUCAAUUAUAUGUUCCACUAUGACUUGGUUAAGAGAGUACAAAAGAAACCAUGUAUUUGUAAUGGACGAAGAGUCAGAGGAAAGUAGCGAUGAUGAACCAGAGUGGGUGAAAGAGUCCUACAGAAGUUCCAUAGUCGAUAAAUCAAAAGAGAAACUCAAAGAGUUUGAGCUACAUUUGGAUCAAGUUGAAAAGAGUCAUGGAGAUAAGAUCAGAGCAGAAUCGAAAAUCCGACAAAAGGUCAAAAGACGCCAGGUUGCUCAGGAAGAGACAUUUCUACCUGAUGAUUACCAUAGUGAUGCCGAGUCUGAUUUAAUCGAAGCACAGAACCUAAAACUCAACAAGGAAAUAAAUCGAUUAAUGCAUCGUGAAGAGCACGAGACCAAGGAAUACAAUUGCAAAACCAAAAUAUUCUUUUCUUCAAGAACCCAUUCCCAAUUGAAUCAAUUUUCAAGUCAGCUACGACUUACAACCUUUGAUGCCUCGUUUGAUGAUAUGACAGAACGGACCAAAUACUUGCCAGUUGGGUCUCGAAAGCAGUUGUGCGUCAAUGAAAAAGUAUCCAAGCUUGGUAAUCAAAGUAUCAACGAUGCCUGCAUUGAUUUACAGAAGACCAAAGAAGGUUGUACCUAUCUAACAAAAGAUCAAUCACUAAUUAAAGAGUUUUCCGAUUUGAGUUUAUCGCGAAUUCGUGAUAUCGAAGAUCUUGCAACAUUGGGUACUGAACUCCACGCGUGUCCUUAUUACUCUGUACGAAAAGGUCUAGAUUCUGCUGAAGUUGUCUCACUACCGUACCAAUUACUUUUCCAAAAAUCUGCCCGAGAAGCAUGGGGGCUCAACAUCAAAGACGCAAUCGUCAUUAUAGAUGAAGCUCAUAAUAUUAUUGAUUCGAUAACCUCGUUGUACUCAGUGAAAAUUACCGUCAGUCAACUUCACAAAGUAAUGCAAUCUUUGAAAAUAUACUUGACGAAAUUUGCCAAGAAACUCAACAGUGGAAAUCGAAUCAACAUAGUCAAAUUGACAAAGAUUUGCAAAGUAUUGACAAAGUUUAUGGAAUCUCAACUGGCAUCACCAGGUAAAGAAGUCAAAGUGGAGGAUAUUUUUCUAGAUUCCACUGGAGAUCUAGUAAACAUACAUAAACUAGACGAGUACUUGACCAAGUCGAAAAUCGCCUACAAGAUUGAGUCAUAUAUGGAAAAAAAUGAGGAGCCCCACGCCGCUUCCUUGCCUGUACUUUUUGAGAUUGCUAAAUUUCUUCGUGCAUUAACCAACCCUAGAAAAGAAGGAAAAUUCUAUUGGGAUAAAUCUGCAAACGAAUUUGAGCUAAGGUACAUGCUAUUGGAUCCCAGUGUGAUCUUCUAUGAAAUCGUAACAGAAGCUAGAUGUGUUUUGCUUUGUGGUGGUACUAUGGAACCAAUGUCAGAUUUUACCAAAUUCUUAAUGCCACAAAUUCCAGACCAUCAGAUAAAAAGAUUUUCGUGCCAGCAUAUAAUACCGGAAAAUAACUUGAAAGUUUUUACUGUUGACAAAUGGGGUUCAGAAUUUGAUUUCCUGUAUAAUAGACGAGAUGAUAUGUUGCAGAUGGAUAGAUUAGGUCAGUUUAUUUUACAAGUUUGUCAAGUAGUUCCUCGUGGUGUUGUCGUGUUUUUUGGUAGUUACAGCUUCCUAUACAAAAUUGUACAACAUUGGCAACAAACCAAUACUUACCAAAAAAUAUCCGCUUUAAAAGCCGUUUUUCAAGAACCGACAAACUCAUCCAACGUCGAUUCCGUUCUAUUUGAGUACUCAAAUGUGAUUAAUUCCCAAAAGAAAGGAGCUAUUUUAUUUUCAGUCGUUGGUGGGAAAUUAUCCGAAGGGAUUAACUUUUCCGAUAAUUUAGCCCGAGCAGUGGUAAUGGUUGGUUUACCUUAUCCUAAUGCAUUUCUGGGUGAAAUUGUUGCUAAAAGAACAUUCAUCGAAUCACAAGUUAUAGAAAAGGGAGGUUCCGCACAACGGGCAAAAGAAUCUUCCAGUGAGUAUUAUGAAAACUUGUGCAUGAAGGCCAUAAAUCAAAGUAUAGGUCGUUGUAUAAGACAUGCUAAUGAUUAUGCGUUGAUUUACUUGGUUGACAAGAGAUAUAAACAACCAAGGGUGCAAAAUAAAUUGAGUAAAUGGGUUAAAGAUCGACUUGUCAUCAGUGACGACGCUAUUGAUGGUUCUGCUAAGUUUUUCCAUUUUAAAAGUCAAAAGGAUUUGGUCUGA
This is a messenger RNA of Lodderomyces orthopsilosis Co 90-125, 2427 nucleotides long. RefSeq lists its product as uncharacterized. Gene Ontology annotation, molecular function: hydrolase activity, acting on acid anhydrides, in phosphorus-containing anhydrides; DNA helicase activity; DNA binding. Gene Ontology annotation, biological process: establishment of sister chromatid cohesion; nucleobase-containing compound metabolic process. The record is from RefSeq and is a predicted model, not a curated record. Gene Ontology annotation, cellular component: nucleus. Bases 1 to 2427 code for a protein of 808 amino acids. The transcript has a single exon. NCBI's taxonomy places the organism in Eukaryota, Fungi, Ascomycota, Pichiomycetes, Serinales, Debaryomycetaceae.